Messenger RNA from Cavenderia fasciculata, 1824 nucleotides. RefSeq names its product signal recognition particle receptor alpha subunit (gene srpR). Gene Ontology annotation, cellular component: endoplasmic reticulum membrane; signal recognition particle receptor complex. Gene Ontology annotation, biological process: SRP-dependent cotranslational protein targeting to membrane. The record is from RefSeq and is a predicted model, not a curated record. Bases 1 to 1824 code for a protein of 607 amino acids. Gene Ontology annotation, molecular function: signal recognition particle binding; ATP hydrolysis activity; GTP binding. The transcript is spliced from 3 exons. NCBI's taxonomy places the organism in Eukaryota, Evosea, Eumycetozoa, Acytosteliales, Cavenderiaceae.
AUGAUUGAUCAAUUUACUAUUGUCACAAAGGGAGGUAUUGCUCUCUGGUCAAUUGAAUUUGCAAGAUUAAAGGGACAACCAGUCAAUAGUCUCAUCAAAAAGGUAUUGGUACAAGAAAGAGGUGCUGAUACAUCAUUCAAUUGUGAUAGUUAUACUUUAAAAUGGACUUUUGCAAAUGACGUUGAUUUAAUCUUUAUUGUUGUUUAUCAAAAGAUUUUAUCAUUAAUUUAUAUUGAUGAAUUAUUACAAGUUAUCAAGAGAAAGUUUAUUAAAUUGUUCAAAGAUCAAUUGGUAUCGAUCAAGAACAAUCAAAGCACCGUCACUAUUGACGUAUUUGAAUCGUUUGGCAAGACAUUUGAAGCUAUUCUUCACAAGGUGGAAGCUGAAUCAAGGCAAAAGGCAUUGUCGGGAAGUACUCCCAAGCGUUUUGAAGAGACUGAAAAGGGUAAAAUGACAGUCGAACAACGUAAAGAACAAGAACUCAAAGAUAUUCAAAGUGGUAAAAAACCAAAGACACCAAAAAAGACUACAAAUGGUGCAAACAAGAAGAAAAAAUCAACAUCAUCUUCGUCGUCAGAUGACUCUGACGAACAAGAAGAAGAGGAAGAAUCAGAUGAUGACAUUGAAGAAAAGAUUGAAGAUUUGGAUCUUGAUAAUAAUACACCAAAAAAGAGAACUGGUCCAAGAAAGUUUACUCCAAAAAAGAAAGAUUCAACUCCAACACAAAAAAAAGGUAAAGAAGCAAGAUCAUGGGAUGAUGGUAAAGCAACCAAAAGAGAAAUGGAAUCAUUAAAUAGAUCAGAUAGAUCAUCAAAACAAGUGAUUGAAAAGGAGACAGAGUUUAUUAAACAUGAUUUGGAUAUGGAUAUUUCAUCAGAUGAAGAGGAUAAACCAGUCACUGGAUUUAUGAAGUAUUUCCAAGUGUUGACUGGUAAUAGAACCAUUGCCAAGGAGGAUCUUGAACCAGUAUUACAAAAGUUUGUUGGUCAUUUGACAAGCAAGAAUGUUGCAUUGGAUAUUGCUGAAAAGUUGGUAGAGUCGAUUGGCAGUAGUUUGGAGGGCAAGAAGCUAUCCACAUUCCAGGGUGUCACGACUGUUGUAAAGACAGCAAUGGAAGAGUCUCUUACACGUAUUCUCACCCCCAAAAAGCAUAUUGAUAUUUUGAAAGACAUUCAAUUGCUCAAGGGAUCACGUCCAUACGCUAUUGUCUUUUCGGGCGUCAAUGGUGUUGGCAAGAGCACUAAUUUGGCCAAGGUGUGCUAUUGGCUCAAGGCCAAUGGUCACCGUGUGAUGCUCGCUGCUUGCGAUACAUUCAGAUCGGGUGCUAUUGAGCAACUCGGUACUCACGCUGCACGUCUCGAUGUAGAGUUGUUUGAACGUGGGUAUGGAAAGGAUGCCGCCUCGAUUGCUGGUGACGCUAUCGAAUAUGCUCGUCAGACCAAACACGAUGUCGUCCUCAUUGACACAACCGGUAGAAUGCAAAACAACGAGCCAUUGAUGCGUGCCCUCUCCAAGCUAGUCAACCAAAACACCAUCGACUUGGUUCUCUUUGUCGGUGAGGCAUUGGUCGGAAACGACGGUGUCGAUCAACUCACCAAGUUUGACAAGUCGCUCUCACUCUUGUCUGACGCCUCCAAGAACAAUGUCCGUACCAUUGACGGUAUCAUUCUCACCAAGUUUGACACUAUCGAUGACAAGGUUGGUGCAGCCAUCUCUAUGGUCUAUUCUACCGGUCAUCCAAUCAUCUUCCUCGGUACCGGUCAAAAUUAUACUGAUCUCAAGAGAAUGAAUGUUAAAACUGUAGUUAAAACUUUAUUAGCUUAA